Molecule: messenger RNA, 1137 nt
Organism: Clonostachys byssicola
Lineage: Eukaryota; Fungi; Ascomycota; Sordariomycetes; Hypocreales; Bionectriaceae
Source: the annotation of a GenBank genome assembly
AUGGCGCAAAACCGCCACUGGGAGCAAGACAAAGAUGCCACCGUCUACAUCGGAAACAUCGACGAGCGGGCCACGCCCGCCAUGAUUUACGAGAUCAUGGUCCAAAUGGGUCCGAUCCAGAAUGUCCAUAUGCCCCGCGAUCGAGUCACCCAGUCUCAUCAAGGGUUUGGCUUUGUUGAAUUCCGAUCUGCCGAGGAUGCCGACUACGCCGCCAAAUGCAUCAACGGAGUCAAGCUCUACAGCAAGAAUCUCCGUGUCAACAAGGCUUCCGCCGACAAGCAGAAGGCGAACGAGGUCGGCGCCAACCUGUUCGUUGGUAACUUGGACCCCAUGGUCGACGAGAAGAUUCUCUACGACACUUUCAGCAACUUCGGACGUAUUGCCAAUUUGCCCAAGGUCGCUCGCGACGACAACGGUUCGAGCAAGGGCUACGCCUUCCUCAGUUUCGGUGAAUUCGAGAGCGCCGAUGAAGCUAUCAAGAACCUUCACGGCCAGUACAUCCUCUCAAAGGAGGUCUCUGUUCAGUAUGCCUUCAAGAAGGACGGAAAAGGUGAGCGGCACGGUGAUAAAGCUGAGCGUGAACUUGCCUCUCAGGCAAAGGGCCGUGGUAUCGUUCCCGAGACCCAGCCCGUCCCACCCGCAUUUCUCUCUACACCUGCCCCCAAUACCCAGGCUCCCCCUCCUCAUCCUGCUGGCUUUGACCCUUCGUCAAUGGCCCCAGGUGCUGCGCCUAUUCCUGCGCCUUCUCACGUACCCGCCGCUGGAUUCGCACCCCAAGCUGCUCCCCGUGUGCCUCCUCCCUAUGGCCAUCCCAUCCCACCGCCAACCGGCAUCGGUCGUGGAUCAGCUCCCCUCCCCCCAGCCCCUUCAGGACUUCCCGCUCGACCCCCCCAGGGCCAGCCCGGCGGCUUUAACAACCCGGCCGACUUUCAUCCUGGACAUGGCGGCUUCAGGCCCCCCACCGGCUCCCCAGUCCCCCAGGGCUUUCCCGUUGCACCCCCUCCUGGCUUCCCUGGCACUCCUCCUCCUGGAGCAGCUGGAGCGGCUGGUGCGCCAGGCUUAUCACCUGGUGCACCCCCGGGCUUUUCACCUCCCCCAGGGUUUCAAGCACCUCCUCCCGGUUUCUCUCGAAAGUAA